GGUCAGAAAACUCUCAAGUUCAAUCACAAGUUUUGCCUUAGGAUCGACCUUUUUGACGGCGAAAGCCUACCAUGGAAGAGAGCAGCUGAUAAAAACAAGGUCAUAACAAUGAAGGAAAAAUUCAUAAAACUACAGUAUCCGAAGAGCUUCAAAGUGGUGCCCGGUGAAGUGCGGCGAAUAAUUCAGUAUAUUGAUGGGAUGGAUUACGCUGAUGAGCCUGAUUACCUUUAUAUUCAAAAUGCCCUGAGAGCUAUCGCUAAAGAGAGGAAAAUUGAUCUGACGAAACAGUUGGACUGGGUAGGAAGGAAGAGGGUGAAGAGCGCAGAACCAGAUGACGAGAGCACUACGUCAUCAGAUAUGAGGAAGACUGGUGAGGAGGGUGAAGAGGGAAGCCUCGACUCCAAUGACAAACUCAGGAAGAAGAAGUCAGCGGUAAACCUGCUCAAGAAGUAA
This is a messenger RNA of Ostertagia ostertagi, 453 nucleotides long. The record is from the annotation of a GenBank genome assembly. Lineage: Eukaryota; Metazoa; Nematoda; Chromadorea; Rhabditida; Trichostrongylidae.